UGUUACAGGUUAAGGCAGCAUGAACUGGACUGAUCAUGAAACCGUGUCCAUGACGGCUGGUUUGGAAGCAGGAAAGAGUGAAUUCAGUUAUGGUCAAUUUUCAACAACGAUGGCUUACAUUUCCUUGGAUCACGAUAAUUUGUCUAUGUCGACAGGUGGUUUUACCAGUGAACAUACUACAACCGAGAAUCUAGUCGUAUCAUUGACCGUCGAAUAUUUCAACUCAAAAGAAGUACCACUUUACAUACCCGCGCUUGUAUACACAUUUCUCCUCCUUAUCAUCGGUGUCCCCGGAAACUCAAUAGUCCUUUACGUUUACUUCCAGAAAUGGGGACGCAGUUCCACAAGGACUUUCAUUCUGGGAUUAGCUAUGUUAGACUUAGUGAACUGUCUCGUGACUUAUCCGAUGGAAAUUGCUCUUAUGCUACGCCCAUUUGUAUUCGACUACCCAGUGUUGUGUAAGGUCACUCGGUUCAUUACUUACGGUUGUAACACGUCUAGUGGGCUGGUUCUUAUAGCAAUUGCUGUGGACAGGUACCAACGUAUCUGCAGACCUUUAAACAAGCCCAUGACAACCGACACUGCCAAAAUUAUCAUCUUCAGUACUAUUGGAAUUGCUGUACUAUUUUUAUGGCCAGCACUGGUUCUGUAUGGAACACAAAGCAUUCCUGUGACAAAAACAGCCAUUUUAAAGCUUUGUCUGAUCCAGGAUAAUUACGUUACCACUGAUUAUCCUUUGAUAUUCUUUGUGUUCAAUGGGGUUUGCACUGUGAUCAUAUUCCUAAUUUUGUCAAUAGUAUAUUCAAUUGUAGGUGUAAAAGUCUGUAAACUUCGCACUUUCCGAUCAAAGUCACGCUCUGUGACGUCACUAUCAGACUACGUAGAUGAGGAUGAUCAGCUGUAUUUAGGAGACCGUGAUGGUUCGUGCAAAUCACAAGAGGAGUUUCUUCCGAUGAAAGGUAUAAAUACGCAGAUUGAAAAUGGUGCAAAAGAAGACAGACCUCCAGCACCUGGUGCUAUCAAACUAGUCUUCAAGACUACUUCUGAUACUUUGAAAAAGGCGAGAAAGUCAGUGUCAGACAAACGCUUCAGAAGAGUUGGAAAAACUACUAUAAUGUUAUUUCUUGUGACUGUUUUGUAUGUUAUCUGCUUUACGCCAUUCUUAGGAAUUGCAUUUCACAGAACGAUUCACAAAGAGUCGUUCAAAUUUCUCACAAGGUCUCAGAAAAUGGCGUUUUACUUGAUCUUGAGAUCUUACAUGUUGAACUGUGCCAUAAACCCUUUAAUUUAUUCUUUUUGUAAUAACCUCUUCAGAAAAGAAUGUACAUAUCUCUUCAAGAAGUUAUUUCGUCAAAGCAGUAGAUAAGAUGUAUAAUUGCUUGAUAAUUUCAUUAAUAUACCUAUAGCUUGUAUAUGUAUGAUAAAAAUUAAAGCUUGUAUCUCGUGAUUUUAAACAAUGUAAGGAAAAUUUGGAAGAGCAGUAAAUGUUAAAUUUGACAA
Saccostrea echinata is the source of this 1500-nucleotide messenger RNA. RefSeq names its product gastrin/cholecystokinin type B receptor-like. The coding region runs from base 20 to 1366 and encodes 448 amino acids. Gene Ontology annotation, biological process: neuropeptide signaling pathway. The record is from RefSeq and is a predicted model, not a curated record. Gene Ontology annotation, molecular function: neuropeptide receptor activity. NCBI's taxonomy places the organism in Eukaryota, Metazoa, Mollusca, Bivalvia, Ostreida, Ostreidae. Gene Ontology annotation, cellular component: membrane. The transcript has a single exon.